Messenger RNA from Plasmodium gaboni, 9498 nucleotides. RefSeq names its product putative pre-mRNA-processing-splicing factor 8. Lineage: Eukaryota; Apicomplexa; Aconoidasida; Haemosporida; Plasmodiidae. Gene Ontology annotation, cellular component: U5 snRNP; catalytic step 2 spliceosome. The transcript is spliced from 2 exons. Gene Ontology annotation, molecular function: U5 snRNA binding; U2 snRNA binding; U1 snRNA binding. Gene Ontology annotation, biological process: mRNA splicing, via spliceosome; spliceosomal tri-snRNP complex assembly. The record is from RefSeq and is a predicted model, not a curated record. Bases 1 to 9498 code for a protein of 3165 amino acids.
AUGAGUCAUAAUGAAUCAUGUGAACAAUCUUCAGAAGAUAAUAAAAAUGAGGGAAGUAACGUUUUAACAAAUUCCACACAACAUUUGGAAAAUAACGAAAUAAACAAUUACGAUGAUGCAAAUAAAAACGAUGAAUUAAAUUCAUCACAUAAUGUCAUAAACGACCAAGGAGGUGUGGAAAACAAACAAGAUAAUAUGUGUAAUAAUAUCAAUGAUAUAUUUUUUGAUAAACCUGAUAGUAAUAAUAAUAAUAAUGAAAAAAAUAAUAUGAAUGAUAUAAAUAAUAUAGCACAAAAUGUACCUAACGGUUUUAUAAAUAAUAUAGGAAAUGUUGCAUAUAAUAAUAUGAAUGCAUAUCCACCUAAUAUUCCAAAAUUACCAACCAAUAUGCCAUUUUUACCACCAAAUAUGCCCAUUUUACCACCACACUUGCAACACAUGCCAAACGUAUUACCACAUUUACAAAAUAUACCAAAUGUCCCACCACAUUUAGCAAAUUUUCCAAAUAUGAUAAACGUGCCUAAUUUACCACCACAUAUGCAUAACCUUCCUCCCAAUAUGCAUAGUCUUCCACCACAUAUGCAUAAUCUUCCACCAAAUAUGCAUAGUCUUCCACCCAACAUGCAUAGUCUUCCACCAAAUAUGAAUUAUAUACCACCAGGUUUAAAUAAUUAUAUGCCAAAUAUGAUGAAUAUGCCUCCUCCUUAUAUGAUGAAAAUGCCAAACAUGAAAAUGAAAAGUAAUAAAAUUAUUAACAACGUAUCAAAUAAUCAAGUAGAUCAUGUAAGAAAUUCCAACGUAUAUAAUGAGGAGGGAAUGCAACUAAAUAAUGAUAAUAAUGAGGAUUAUGCCCACGAUUUAAGCUCUUCUCAUUAUUUAUCACCAGGUUCUUACCUACCCAAUAAUAUCAAAAUGAAUAAUAAUGAAAUAAACCAAUUGGAUACUAAUGGGCUAACUUUUCCAUCACAAUUUAAUGAGCACCAACAAAAAAAAUUACAACAUGGAUAUGGUGGUGGUGGUGAUGGUUGUGAUGAUGAUGAAGGAGAUUAUUCAAUGAAAGAAAAACAAAAGAACAAAAAAGAUAUAAACUAUAAAAACAAAAAAGCAAAGAAAUAUCACGAUUUUGAAGGAGAUGAUGAAAAUUAUAAUACAAAUGGAGGAGAUGAAAAUUCGUUAUAUGAUUCAAAUACAUUUUCUAUUAUAAAGGAAAAAGCUCGAAAAUGGAAAAUGCUAAAUAGCAAGAAAUAUUCUAAAAAAAAAAAGUUUGGUGUAAUAGAAGAAAAGGAAGAAAUGCCAUGUGAACAUUUAAGAAAAAUUGUUAAGGAACAUGGUGAUAUGAGUAAUAAAAAAUAUAGAUAUGAUAAAAGGGUUUAUUUAGGUGCUCUCAAAUAUAUUCCACAUGCAGUUUUUAAAUUAUUAGAAAAUAUUCCUAUGCCAUGGGAACAAAUAAAGAAUACCAAAGUAAUAUAUCAUAUAACAGGUGCUAUAACAUUUGUAAAUGAAACAUUUGUAGUUAUCGACCCAUUAUAUAUAGCACAAUGGGGUACUAUGUGGAUAAUGAUGAGAAGAGAAAAAAGAGAUCGAAAGCAUUUUAAAAGAAUGAGAUUCCCACCAUUUGAUGACGAAGAACCACCUUUAGAUUAUGCUGAUAACAUUUUAGAUAUUGAACCAUUAGAAUGUAUACAAAUGAAAUUAGAUAAAGAUGAAGAUAAAAGUGUUAUUGAUUGGUUUUAUGAUUCUAAACCAUUAUUAUAUAAUAAAAAUCAUAUACCUGGUACUAGUUAUAAAAAAUAUAAAUUGUCAUUAGAACAAAUGGGAGUAUUGUAUAGACUAGGAAAUCAAUUAUUUAGUGAUUUCCAGGAUGAUAAUUAUUUUUACUUAUUCAAUUUAAAGUCAUUUUAUACAGCUAAAGCAUUAAAUAUGGCUAUACCAGGAGGUCCUAAAUUUGAACCUUUAUAUAGAGAUAUAUAUGAAGAUGAUGAAGAUUGGAAUGAAUUUAAUGACAUAAAUAAAAUUAUUAUACGUCAGCAAAUAAGAACAGAAUAUAAAAUAGCAUUUCCAUAUUUAUAUAAUAAUAGACCAAGAAAAAUUGCAGUUAGUAAAUACCAUUCACCUAUGUGUGUAUAUAUAAAAUUAGAAGAUAUUGAUUUGCCACCAUUUUAUUUCGAUUUAAUUAUAAAUCCCAUACCAUCCUAUAAAAUUAGAAAGUUUAAUAAAUCAUCUGAAAAGAAUGAGAAUGAACUAUUUGAUGACGAUUUUUAUUUAACAUAUACAAGAAAGGAAAUCUAUUAUUAUGAACAUGAUCGUGACAACAAAAGAAAAAAGUCAUCAUCAUCAUCAUCUAAGAGUAGGAGACAUUCUAAGCAUUCUGAUACUGAUGAUAAUCAGUAUGAUAAAGGUCAUCGAAAGUACAAGAGAAGGUCAUCGCAUAAAAGUUUUAAGAGGGAUAAAAGAAGAAGUACUCAUUCGAGUAAUUAUAAAGAUAGCGAUGAAGAGGACAACAAUUCAAGUGUAAGUAGCACUAAUAAUAAUGAUAAUAAUGACAUUAGUGAUAAUAAUAAUGACAAUAGUGAUAAUAAUAAUGACAAUAGUGAUAAAAGUAAUAAUAAUCACAAUAAUCACAAUAGUGAUAAUAGCGAUAAUAGUGAUACUUAUAUAUCGAGUAGUAAAUAUAACUCCAACAAUUUGAGCAGUAGGACUAGCAAAAAUAAGGAUGAACCCUACGAAAUUGAUAGUACUGUGGAAAAUUAUUCAGCUGAUGAUAGUUCAGAAAAAGGAAGAAAUAAAAAAAAAGAAAAAAAUAAAAAAAAACGAAAAAAUCCAUACAAGGAUGAUAGUAUCAAGAGUGAUGAUGAUGAUGAUGAUAAUAAUAAUAAAAGUGAUGUAAAUAAUCAGAAAGAUGAUAACAUAUGUGUUUCUAAAAAAAAUAAAAAAAUGAUUAUUAAACAUGUGGAAUAUGGAAUGCUUCCAUUGCUCCACAAUUAUCCUUUAUACACAGAACGUACUAUAAACGGUAUACAAUUAUAUCAUGCUCCUUAUCCAUUUAAUAAGAAAUGUGGAUAUACCAGAAGAGGUAUCGAUAUUCCUUUAGUUCAGUCAUGGUUUAAAGAACAUAUAUCAACAAAAUAUCCUGUAAAGGUUAGAGUAUCUUAUCAGAAGCUUUUAAAAUGUUGGGUUUUGAAUCAUUUACAUUCUAAAAGACCCAAAAGUAUGAAGAAGAAAUAUUUAUUUCGUAUAUUUAAAAGUACAAAAUUUUUUCAAUGUACAGAAAUGGAUUGGGUAGAGGUAGGUUUACAAGUAUGUCGACAAGGUUAUAAUAUGUUAAAUUUAUUAAUACAUCGUAAGAAUUUAAAUUAUUUACACUUAGAUUAUAAUUUUAAUUUAAAACCUGUAAAGACAUUAACAACUAAAGAAAGGAAAAAAUCUCGAUUUGGUAAUGCAUUUCAUUUAUGUAGAGAAAUAUUAAGAUUAACUAAAUCGAUUGUUGAUUCACAUGUACAAUAUCGAUUAGGUAAUAUAGAUGCAUAUCAGCUAGCUGAUGGUAUUCAAUAUAUUUUUGCUCACGUUGGUCAAUUGACUGGUAUGUAUCGAUAUAAAUAUAGGUUAAUGAGACAAGUACGUAUGUGUAAAGAUUUAAAGCAUUUAAUAUAUUAUCGAUUUAAUACUGGAUCUGUUGGUAAGGGUCCUGGUUGUGGUUUAUGGGCUCCUUUAUGGAGAGUAUGGAUUUUUUUCCUAAGAGGUGUUAUCCCACUAUUAGAAAGGUGGUUGAGUAAUUUAUUGGCUAGACAGUUUGAAGGUAGAGUAUCAAAAGGUAUAGCAAAAACGGUUACUAAGCAAAGAGUCGAAAGUCAUUUCGAUUUAGAAUUAAGAGCAGCUGUUAUGCAUGAUAUUAUAGAUAUGAUACCAGAAGGUUUAAAAAAUAAUAAAGGGAAAGCUAGAUUAAUAUUACAACAUUUGAGUGAAGCAUGGAGAUGUUGGAAAGCGAAUAUACCAUGGAAAGUGGUAGGCCUUCCAUUACCUGUAGAAAAUAUAAUUAUUCGAUAUAUAAAAUUAAAAGCCGAUUGGUGGGUGAAUGCAACUUAUUAUAAUAGAGAAAGAAUAAAAAGAGGAGCGACUGUAGAUAAGACUGUAUGUAAAAAGAAUUUAGGUCGAUUAACUCGAUUAUGGCUUAAAGCAGAACAAGAAAGGCAACAUGAAUAUUUAAAAGAUGGACCAUAUGUGAGUGGAGAAGAAGCAGUAGCAUUAUAUACAACAGCUAUACAUUGGUUUGAAUCUAGAAAAUUUACUCAUAUACCAUUUCCUCCUUUAAAUUAUAAACAUGAUACGAAAUUACUUAUAUUAGCUUUAGAAAAAUUAAAAGAAACCUUUACAGUGAAGAAUAGAUUAAAUCAAUCACAAAGAGAAGAAUUGGGUUUUAUUGAACAGGCGUAUGAUAAUCCAUAUGAAACGUUAUCAAGAAUAAAAAGACAUUUAUUAACUCAACGUGCAUUUAAAGAAAUAUCUAUAUCAUUUUUAGAUUUGUAUACUCAUUUAGUGCCUGUAUAUGAGGUGGAUCCAUUAGAAAAGAUAACAGAUGCGUAUUUAGAUCAGUAUUUAUGGUAUGAAGGUGAUUUAAGAAAUUUAUUUCCGAAUUGGGUUAAGCCAUCAGAUAAUGAGCCUCAACCGUUGUUAGUUUAUAAAAUGUGUCAAGGUAUAAAUAAUUUACAUAAUAUAUGGGAGACGCAAAAUAAUGAGUGUGUAGUUAUGCUUCAAACACAGUUUAGUAAAAUAUAUGAGAAGAUUGAUUUAACAUUAUUGAAUAGAUUAUUAAGAUUAAUAGUAGAUCACAACAUAGCGGAUUAUAUAACAGCAAAGAAUAAUACAAAUAUAACAUUUAAAGAUAUGAAUCAUAUUAAUUCGUUUGGUAUAAUACGUGGUUUACAAUUUUCCUCAUUUGUAUUUCAGUAUUAUACUAUAAUAAUAGAUUUGUUAAUAUUGGGUUUAACAAGAGCAUAUGACAUAGCAGGUCCUUAUAAUGACGUAAAUCAAUUCUUAACAUUUCAGAAUGUGCAGAUAGAAACAAGACAUCCAAUUAGGUUAUAUUGUAGAUAUGUGGAUAAGAUAUGGAUAUUAUUUAAAUUUACAAAUGAAGAAUCGAAAGAUUUAAUACAGAAAUUUUUGACAGAAAAUCCAGAUCCAAAUAAUGAAAAUAUAGUUGGAUAUAAUAAUAAAACAUGUUGGCCUAGAGAUUGUCGUAUGAGGAAGAUGAAACAUGAUGUUAAUUUGGGAAGAGCAACAUUUUGGGAAAUACAAAAUCGUAUUCCAAGAUCUUUAACAUCAUUAGAUUGGGAUCAUUAUAAUACAUUUGUGAGUGUAUAUUCAAAGGAUAAUCCUAAUUUGUUAUUUUCUAUAGCUGGUUUUGAGGUUCGUAUAUUACCAAAAAUACGUCAACUGAGUUAUGGUUACAAUGGUAUUAUGUAUACAUCUUAUGUGAAUGAAUAUUAUACUAGAGGUGUGAAUAAUAAAGAUGCGACGAGUAAGAAAAAUGAAUUGCCUGAUGAUGAUAAGGAUGAUAAUAAUGAUGAUGAUAAGGAUGAUGAUAAUGAUAAUGAUAAUAAUAAUAAUAAUAAUAAUAAUAAUAAUAAUAAUAAUGAGAAGAAGAAGAGUAAAAAGUUGGAUGGUUCGUUUAAAGAUGAUAUCACGAAGAGUAAAUCUAAUAGCCACCAAAAUGAUAUUUAUAAUAAUAACAAUUACAAUAUGGGGGUGAAGAACGUAGUUGUUUCGUCAAGCGUUAAGGAGGGUACGUGGAAGUUACAAAACGAAAUGACGAAAGAAAUAACAGCAGAAGCAUAUUUAAAAGUUUCUGAUAACAGCAUGAAACGAUUUGAAAAUAGAGUAAGACAAAUAUUAAUGUCUUCUGGUAGUACAACGUUUACCAAGAUAGCAAACAAAUGGAAUACUACAUUGAUUGGUUUGAUGACAUAUUUUAGAGAGGCUGUUUUAGAUACUGAAGAAUUAUUAGAUUUAUUAGUAAAAUGUGAGAAUAAGAUACAGACACGUAUAAAAAUCGGAUUAAAUUCUAAGAUGCCAUCUCGUUUCCCUCCUGUUGUUUUUUAUACUCCUAAAGAAUUAGGAGGUUUGGGUAUGUUAUCGAUGGGUCAUAUAUUGAUACCAGAAUCUGAUUUACGUUAUAUGAAACAAACUGAUAAUGGUCGAAUAACACAUUUCAGAUCUGGUUUAUCACAUGAAGAGGAUCAAUUAAUACCUAAUUUGUAUAGAUACAUAUCUACAUGGGAGAGUGAAUUUUUAGAAAGUCAACGUGUUUGGUGUGAAUAUGCAUUAAAAAGAAAUGAGUGUCAUAAUCAGAAUAAGAAGAUAACAUUAGAAGAUUUAGAAGAUUCAUGGGAUAAGGGUAUACCAAGAAUAAAUACCUUAUUUCAAAAAGAUAGGCAUACUUUAGCAUAUGAUAAAGGAUGGAGAAUAAGACAAUUAUUUAAGCAAUAUCAAAUUAUUAAGAGUAAUCCAUUUUGGUGGACAAACCAAAGACAUGAUGGAAAGUUAUGGAAUCUAAAUAAUUAUAGAACAGAUAUGAUUCAAGCAUUAGGAGGUGUAGAAGGUAUAUUAGAACAUACAUUAUUUAAAGGAACAUUUUUUCCAACAUGGGAAGGAUUAUUUUGGGAGAAGGCAAGUGGUUUUGAAGAGUCUAUGAAAUAUAAGAAAUUAACAAAUGCUCAACGAAGUGGAUUAAAUCAAAUACCUAAUAGACGAUUUACAUUAUGGUGGUCACCAACAAUAAAUAGAGCUAAUGUAUAUGUAGGUUUUCAAGUACAGUUAGAUUUGACUGGAAUAUUUAUGCAUGGAAAAAUACCAACAUUAAAAAUAUCUUUAAUACAAAUAUUUCGAGCACAUUUAUGGCAAAAAAUACAUGAAUCUUUGGUUAUGGAUAUAUGUCAAGUAUUUGAUUUAAAUUGUGAUUUGUUAGAUAUUGAGACAGUUCAAAAGGAGACAAUCCAUCCAAGAAAAUCAUACAAAAUGAAUAGUUCAUGUGCUGAUAUAUUAUUAUUUGCAAAUUAUAAGUGGGGCAUAUCAAAGCCGUCUUUAUUAACAGAUGAGGAUCAUAUAUUUACAAAUAAUACAACAAAUGGUAGUAAUAUUAAUAGUAAUAGUAAUAAUAAUAGUAAUAAUAGUAAUAAUAAUUCGUUAUCGUUUGGGGCCUUUCCUUAUACGUCUAAUCAAUUUUGGAUUGAUAUUCAAUUAAGAUGGGGAGAUUUUGAUUCACAUGAUAUUGAAAGAUAUAGUCGAGCUAAAUUUUUAGAUUACACAACAGAUAAUUUGUCUAUCUAUCCAUGUUUGACUGGUGUUUUGAUAGGUGUCGAUUUAGCAUAUAAUUUAUAUUCAGCAUAUGGUAAUUGGUUUAAUAAUUUAAAACCGUUAAUGCAAAAGGCUUUACAAAAGAUUAUUCAAUCGAAUCCUUCUUUAUAUGUAUUAAGAGAACGUAUUAGAAAAGGUUUACAAUUAUAUUCAUCAGAACCGACUGAACCAUAUUUGAAUACUCAGAAUUAUAACGAAUUAUUUUCAUCACAAACUAUAUGGUUUGUUGAUGAUACGAAUGUGUAUCGUGUUACCAUACAUAAAACUUUUGAAGGUAAUUUAACAACGAAACCAAUUAAUGGUGCUAUAUUUAUAUUGAAUCCUAAGACAGGUCAAUUAUUUUUAAAAAUAAUUCACACAUCUGUUUGGAUAGGACAAAAACGUUUAUCUCAGUUAGCUAAAUGGAAAACAGCUGAAGAAGUGGCAUCAUUGAUUAGAUCAUUACCUAUAGAAGAACAACCAAAACAAAUUAUAGUAACAAGAAAAGGUAUGUUAGAUCCUUUGGAAGUGCAUUUAUUAGAUUUCCCAAAUAUUAUAAUCAAAGGAACGGAAUUAAAUUUACCAUUCCAAGCAUUAUUAAAACUGAACAAAAUAGGAGAUUUAAUAUUAAAAGCAACACAACCACAAAUGUUAUUAUUUAAUUUGUAUGACGAUUGGUUAAAUAGUAUAUCAUCCUUUACAGCUUUUAGUAGGUUAAUAUUAAUAUUAAGAAGUUUACAUAUAAAUCCACAACAAACAAAAAUAUUAUUACAACCAAAUAAGAAUAUAAUAACACAACCACAUCAUAUAUGGCCAUCUUUUAAUAAUAACCAGUGGAUACAUUUAGAAGUACAAUUGAAAGAUUUAAUAUUAAAUGAUUAUUCUAAACGAAAUAAUGUGCACAUAGCAUCAUUAACACAAAAUGAAAUAAGAGAUAUUUUAUUAGGUAUGGAAAUAACACCACCAUCAAUACAAAGACAGCAAAUAGCUGAAUUGGAAAAGAAUAAUUUAGAUUCAAUGGAACAACAAAUGAAAAUAACAACCUCAAAAACUACAACCAAGCAUGGAAAUGAGAUAAUAGUUUCAACAUUAUCACCACAUGAACAACAAACGUUUACAACAAAAACGGAUUGGAAAAUAAGAUAUUUAGCAAAUAAUUCGUUAUUAUUUAGAACAAAAAAUAUAUAUGUUAAUAAUAUGAAUAAUAUGAAUAUUAAAAGUGGUACCAAUUCAGAGAAUCAAAAUAGUUAUUAUAAUACCAGUAUUAAUUCUAUUAAUGAUUAUACAUAUGUAAUAGCUAAAAAUUUAUUGGAAAAAUUCAUAUGUAUAUCAGAUUUAAAAAUACAAGUAGGAGGAUUUUUGUUUGGAUCUUCCCCUGAAGAUAAUUCAUAUGUGAAAGAAAUUAAAUGUAUACUAAUUCCACCUCAAAUAGGGAAUUACCAAUCAGUGACAUUAUCAAAUUAUAUGCCAUCUAGUAAAUAUUUAAAAAACUUGGAAUUGUUAGGAUGGAUACAUACACAGACAACUAAUUGUUCUAAUACGAAUAAUCAUUUGACAACAUAUGAUAUGGUAUCUCAUUGGACUUUUUUACAAGAAUGUAAGAGACAAAUGUCAAAAGGAAGAAACGUUGAUGGUGUGAAUGACAAUGAUGAGGAUGAUGAUAAUAAUGAUGACAAUGGUAAUAAUGAUGACAGUGAUAAUAAUAAUAACAAUAAUAAUGACAGUAAUAAUGACAAUAAUAAUGACAAUAAUAAUGAAGAGGCAUACAAAAUGUGGGAUAAAAAUAAAACUAUAAUUCUGACCUGUUCAUUUACUCCUGGUAGUUGUACAAUCAAUGCAUAUAAAUUAACAAGUGAUGGAUAUUCAUUUGCUAAAAGUAAAAAGAAUUCAUCAGAUUUAUAUGUAUUCCCAAAUGUAAAUAAUUUAUAUGAACCUGUACAAAUAUUAUUAUCAAAUGUUUUCGUUGGAUACUUUUUAAUACCAGAUGAUCAUAUAUGGAAUUAUAAUUUAAUGGGAAUCAAAUUUAAUAAUCAUCAAAAAUAUGCACCACAUCUUGAUAUACCACAACCAUUUUAUGCAGAUAUACAUAGACCAAAUCAUUUUCUACAAUUUUCAUUGCUUGACCAAAGAGACGCCGACGAGGCUGACGUCGAAACGUCUUUUAUAUGA